Messenger RNA from Manis pentadactyla (Chinese pangolin), 2427 nucleotides. RefSeq lists its product as uncharacterized. The record is from RefSeq and is a predicted model, not a curated record. NCBI's taxonomy places the organism in Eukaryota, Metazoa, Chordata, Mammalia, Pholidota, Manidae.
AUGUCAGAAAAUUUCCAAAAUCCAUUUUUACUGAGAACUCCAAAUUCUCUGCAGCUCUCCCUUCCCAUAGUGAGCCACGUGGCUUCUUCCUUAACAGGAAGUGUCUACAAUUUGUCCAGAGUCUCUGCUCCCACUGCCAGUUCGACAUGGCUGCUGCCAUCAGCCUCUGGCACCUCUUUCCAGCCACUCAUGGGUAGUGCGAACCUUUACCAACAUUCUAGCACAGCUGUAUUGUCUGGAGUUACUGGCCAGAGCCAGAACUCUACUUCAGCUGCUUCCUACCCAUGUGGUUUUAAGUGGGAUGUCACAGGAAGCAAGGAAAAGAAGUCCUCUUCCCUUGGAGACCUCACUGAGACUGUCACUGACCAGAACACAGCCAUGUCCAUGGCGGCCCAAUAUGAUAAGGCUUCAGAUGCCAGUAACAUGGUCCCUCUGUGUCAUUCACUUUCUGCCAGCCUUGUUCAGGGAACAUCAUCUCAGAUUCCAAAUCAGGGACAUAGCAGCCUGUUACUUCUUUACCAGCAAGGGAACCAGGUAUGUUAUUAUUAUCAAGGCAUACUGGGGCCUCUGCUAUCUGGAAAAGUGGGCCCCUGCCUGAAAUCUAAUUGCUCUGUGUCAUAUAUAGGAAGCAGGGCCUCUGCCCCUCAACCAGGAAUGGUGAUGGUGCUAAAGGAGGUUCAGCCCGCAGACACCCUGCCACCAGUCUCCACAUCUGGAAUUGACUACUCUGCAUCUGCUCCACCCAUCACACAACCACAUUUUCAAGUGAUGGAGACUUCCCUGGGUUUGCAGCCUCCAAGCCAGUCAUUUUGUCAGCCACAAACUCCAGAAGUCCGCAAGACCUGCAGCAGCAGAAAUAUCCGGACACUUCAGGGUAACCCACCACCUGAGGUUGGGGGCAUUUCAGUGAUACCAAUAGAAAAACAAGAUGAUGCACUCCUCUCUUUACAAAUCCCUGAUAUUCACCAGCUCCAGGCCUGCACUGAUCCCCUUGGCCAAGAAAAGCAGCCUGGUUCUGAAAACACUGACCUGGGAAAGAACAGCCUGAGCCCUGAGGACCCAGGGACACUUGGACAUGAGACUGAAUCGAGUGGUGGUUUUGCAAAUGUUGCUGCCCUGGUGGGGGACAGUCACCUCCCUCAGCUCUUCAGCUCCUUGAAAGACCUUGAUCAGUCUAAAGGUCCCGAGGUGGACAAAGCCAAAGAUACCAGAGUCAUCGACUUAAACCAGCUGUGGGAAAAGUCACGUAACAAAAACGGGUCCUCUGGGCAAGCCAGGAACACCAAAUAUAAGGCCUCUGAGCCUCUCAGUGCUGCUCCCAAGGCCAAAAUCCAGCCACAGGACAUGGAGGGUCUCUUAGGGGGACACGAGAGUAUUCGCGGUGUGGCAGAUCAUGACAAGGCUCCUGUGACCACAUCCAUGCGGAAUCAAGAACAGGAACAGAUCGAAAGAACCAGACAAAGCAACUCCAAGAAAGCUGCAGAGGGUAAGCAGUCCGGGAGCAGAGUCAAGGCAGAAGAAAAGCCAACCAUCCCCAGGAUGAAGCAGAAGAAAAACAAACCUCAGCUCAGCCAGGAGAACUUUGAAAAACCUCAAAGCCGCCUAGGCAUGCACAUGCUGGAGUCUGUGCAGGGUUUUCAUACAGCAGGGAAGAAGAUUGAUAGGAGACCUGGAUUCUCUUCUUCCUGGGUCUCAGAAAAUUACAGGAGCCCCAAACACCCCCAGCUGUCCCCGGUCACCAAACCACGUCUGAAUACUACAUGUGAGGGUAAAGGUCCUGAGAAAACUCACAACAAAGCCCAGAAACCAGAGGGCAGUGUCAAAAAACAGGGUCCAUCUCCAUCCCAGGACCAAGAGCCACGUCCUGGCAAGUUCAAGUUGGUGCCUUUGCCUUUUCUGACUGAGGAGAGGCCUCCAAUUCGUCGAGUUCCUUGGAGGCAACAGUCUCUGGCCUCACGCCGGCCAGCUUUGCCUUCCUCUACCCGGCCUGGAUCUACUGACGCAGUUCAACCUACUGCAGUCGGUUCGUCCCGGCAAGGAUGUGCAUCUUUGACACAUCCUGCCUGCUCAUCUCUGGGUCCAGUCCAGCCCAACUCAGCCCAACUAUACCUGACCAACUCUAUCCAGCCCAGGGUCACCCAGUCCACUGCUUCUAGACCUAGAGCAUCAUCUCGCACUUCCCACCAGCAGGAGCCCAUUCCCACUGCUGUGCCCCAGCACCAGCCUCCACCCAAGCCUCAAACCCUGCUUCCACCCCAAGAAUUCUGCUUCCAACCCCGUCCAUGGAGGAAACCUGAUAUUUCUGGGCCAGUAAUGUCAAAGCCCAUCACAGAAGAGCAGAGGCCAGAGCGGGAGGCUAUGAAGAGGCGGGCUCAACAAGAGCGGGAGAAUGCUGCCAAAAAAAGAAAAAGUAUAGUUUUUUAUUAA